This is a messenger RNA of Didymodactylos carnosus, 555 nucleotides long. The record is from the annotation of a GenBank genome assembly. Lineage: Eukaryota; Metazoa; Rotifera; Eurotatoria; Philodinida; Philodinidae.
AUGGACGAAACAACUAUUUAUUUUCUGAUGAGUUAUCAUUUACACGAACCAUUACACAGUAAUCCAAUGUUUAUUGUCAAAUGUAUGGACAUGAACGUUGGUAUUGCUCAAGGAGAACGAAAUCCGAAUAGUAGUUGGUUAAAUAGUAGAGGUGUUUGGUUAACCUAUAUUAUUUUACUAUUUGUACUUCAUUUUAUUCUAUUAAGUAUUCCAUAUAUCACAACACCAUUAGCAUGGACAUUAACAACAUCUAUCCAUAACAUUGUAAAUAUUUUCUAUCUUUUUCACAUUAUCAAAGGUGCACCAUGGGAAACAUCUGAUCAAGGUAUGGCUCGACGAUUUACAUUUUGGGAACAAAUUGAUGAUGGAGUACAAUGGACGGGUACAAGAAAAUUCGUACAAAUAAUACCGAUUGUCUUAUUUUUUAUUGCAAGUUUCUACACACAAUAUAACGGUUAUCAUUUUCUCAUUAAUCUUUCAACAUUACUAUUGGCUAUUAUACCAAAAUUACCUAUUUUCCAUGGAGUUCGAAUAAUGAAUAUCAAUCGAUAUUAA